Molecule: messenger RNA, 5209 nt
Organism: Copidosoma floridanum
Lineage: Eukaryota; Metazoa; Arthropoda; Insecta; Hymenoptera; Encyrtidae
Gene: atos
Product: atos homolog atossa
Source: RefSeq, a predicted model, not a curated record
CCCAGUUGGUAACAGACCAGCGCCGCGUGCGGAUCUUUUAAUUCGAAGAAAGUCAACAAAGGGUACACCAGUCGUCUGUCAGCCUACUUUCGGAGCAGCACGGUACACUCAAGCGAAUCUUGCGUCCUGCUGCUGCACUCCUUUCUCAACCGACCUUCUUCAUCUGCCUACACACCCACCUCGUCCUCUCGCUCCGUAACCCCCAUCGUCAAUAUUUCAUCCGGGCGAUCCGCGAGCAGCCGUUCCGAAUGCAGCCGCCAUCAGCAGCGAGUUGUCAGCAUCAGCAGGGGCAGCAGAAGCAGUGUAUCACCACCGUCACCGUCCGGGAGCGAUCGCCAGGGCUGCGCCAGAUGUUGAUGCACGAGCAGCGUAUGAUCAAAGAACAGAGCAGCAGCUUUAGCAUAUCUAGGAAGCAGUAGCGCUAGAUCAUUCGGUCCAUUGUGUAAUACAUCGCGGUGUAGUGCACACACGUAUACACACACCCACACACGUAUAGGCAGCAGCACCAGACGCAUCGGAGGAUAUAGCCGAAUACCUGGAGAGGAUAACAGCAGCUUGCGAGGAAUAUAACAUUGUGAAGCAUCGAGGAGGAAGGGGCACACGAGGUGUCAUGGGGCCUCCCUCGAUCAUUUGACCCACGGGGCCCGCCGACUCCUGGGCUCGGCUGUUUUGUUGCUGCCUCUCUCUCUCUCUCUCUCUCUCUCUCUUUAAACCUUUCCAUGCACGUUACGACAAGUAUAUAAUAUAAUACAACACAGCCUAUGCUCGUCCGUCCUCAGCUCUCUCUGUUUCUUUGAAUACCCCCGUGUUUAUGGUGUCGUUGUUGAGAAACCUACUGCCACGCCACAAGCACCAGCUGCAGCGGCAGUGAAGUUGUCCCAGGCCACGUCCUCGACGUCGUCAUAUUCGUCGAGCACUGUUCCCUUCAGCUUUCAAUCGGAAUGCACUGUCUCGGUGCCGUAGCGGGCGGCCAGGUGAGUCCUAGUGGCAACAAUAGCAGCAGCAGCAACGACAGCAGUAACAACUGCAGCAGCAACAACGUUUUGAGCAUCAUCCGAGCUCUGGGAGUCUUAGUUUGCGAAGGCCGAAUUCAGGGUCCUCCACGUGGGUACAGGGAAGGCCCGCACUGCGUCCAGGCACUACAGUCUCAACCCAACAGUGAUCAUGCCUGCGAAAAGGACAACUACCUGUGCGACAGAUACCUCGUACUUGUGCGCGAGAUCACGGACCACGUGUCCGUGGGCGCUUACCUCUGCGUCGAGGUAGUACUCUGUAGCGACUGUCCCUGUGGCUCGAUCAAAUCAAAGAGCAAGCACCGAGUGCUGAGCGUGCCACCGCCAUUAACAUCAUGGCAACACAGUUCAGAGAUGCUGCUGGAGUACUGGCGCAUCGGCGUCGUGCCAAGCAAAAGCCCGGAAACGAUGAACUGCCACGGGCUGUACCAGGCGGUGCGCUCGCGGCUCCACUUCAGCCAAGUGGCGGCUUGGUGGUCGCGCACCAACGGCUCACGGCCCAGCUACGUCGCGACGAGGAUCGUGCCCAACACGAGCCAAUCCCUCGACGAUCACCUCAAGCGGUUCCGCGACGCCCCUGCGGAGCACACCUUUCCCCUCGCCGGACUCGGCGAUGGCAAUUCCAUCGAGGUCAGUGUAUGGGCCCUGCCACGAAUGGAGGAGAUACCUCAGCUCCAGUGUGCGAUGCACCCACCAGAUGAACUGGAACCCCAACUGGUCCGGCCCACCACACCCGUCAAGCGUCUCAUAUCCACGAGCCCCGUCAUCCCGACCAGUCCACCCGCCAACCAGACCACCACCACCACGACCAACAACAACCAGCAACAACAGCAGUCCCACACCACCAGCCUCGAAUCAAACACUCAGACUCAGCAGCAACCGAACUUCGUCUACUACAUGAGCUCCUUUCGCUCGGCGGGACAACCUCAGCAACAGCAACAGCAGCAACAACAACAAGCCCAGCCGGUCCUUCUGGACGACAGGCUGCUCAUCCCGUGCGACAAGCCGGGCAAACACCACUGCCGGUGCGCCGACGAGGAAGACGAGGAGCUCGACGGCACGGUACCGACCCCCGUCUCCGUGGUCUCCUCCAUCGCCCGGCCCAACGGGGAGCGCAAACGCCGCCGCUCCCUACCCUGCCGGCCCCCCGAGCCCGACCCACCCGAGCCCCAACACCACGUGGCCGCGCCCCCCUCGAGCCUACCCGCCCUUCAAGAGAUCACCCUGGCCCCUCCUGCCGCUGAAUCUACCCACGCCACCACCACCACCACCACCGGCUCGCUAGAGGGUCUCGAGCGUAGCUUUCGCACGCAGCUGAGCAUCGACGAGCAGCAAGAGCACCUGGAGAAGCGCUACAAACGUUCCGAGUCGGUGGAGGACGAGUCCACCGAGACCGAGAACACCAACGGCGACGGCGACCCGUCCCCGAGAAACCGCGUGGCCAGGGUCAACCUGGUGGUCAAUCCGCUGUGCAGCGACGAGGUGCAGCCUCCCGAGACACCGAAAAAGGAGAAGGAGGGCGAGCAGCAAGGCGUCGGUAUCCUCGACUGGAUCAGCCGGGUGCCCUAUCGAGUCCUCGGGGCCGAGCAGCAGGAGCCGGUGGCCAACAAGUGCGAGGUCAGGAUGCACAACAGUUGCAACCUCGAGCUCAGCCCUCGGGAGUUUGACGAGGUGCUGGCGGUGCUGAGGGCCCGCACGCCCCUCUGUCGCAAGAGGUCGGCUGUAAGGACGGCCAAGCGCAGGGAGGCCAACAAGCAACAGGAGCACCAAACGACGGACGGGAGCGCGUCGAGGAGCAAGGCAGCGGACGCCCUCCUGGGGGCGAUACUCAGGUCGUCGAGCAGGGACAACGACAGCCGGGACGAGGUGAUAACGGAAGUGACGCGGGAUUGGACGACGCCGCGCAAAGACGACGACGACGACGACGAGCCGGCCACGCCGAGCAAUUCGGUUGAGGCCAGGGACUCGAGCAACAACGACGCCGAGUCGUCGCUGCCGUCGGCCCUGAACAAGCGUUUUUCGCGGCUGAAGCAGCUGUUCAAGCGAUCGGAGCACGAGCAACGGCUCACUACACCCGAGGACGGUGGCAGAGGUACCCGUCCCAAUGGAAUACCGGCCGAGUCGCGGGUCAAGCGCAAGAUCGACUUUUCGACAGAUUUCGAGGACUCCCCGGGGGAUGACGAGCUGGAAGACGAGGAAGAGGACGAGCCGAGGGGCGAGGAGUCGGCCGAUAGGACAGCGCACUGUGAUCAUCCAGUUGGGACCAGUACAAACGGCGCACACCCGACUUCGUUACAUAGUACAAAUGGCGACAAGAGGACCGGUUGCGCGGCCCCCGUCGACGGCAAGUCCACCCUGUCGAGGAAGUCGCACGGCAAGCGCGAUCUCUUUCUCGCGAGGUUCAAGCACAACAAGCAGAACAACAAAAACGAGACGGUCGCGGAGUGCGAGGGUCUCGUGAAGGUCGAGGCUUCGGCGGAGGAGAGCGAAAGCGGCACCGAGGUCGAACAGGCCGGGGUUGAAGCUAACGACAAGACCACCGUGCCGUCGGCCAAGGACCAGGCGAGAUUUCGAAGGUCGCUUGAGAACGCCGCGUCGAUGGUCUUUCACAGCAGAACUGGCUUGCCUCUUACCUCGAGCCCGGCACCCCUGCGCCGGGGCAGCUGCUGCUUCGACUUUGACAGUAGCCUCAACAGCGUGUCGUCGAAGCGCAGCGCAUUGUUUGAGUUGAACACACCACCGAGUCCUGGUGCAGUGUCGCUCGAGGAGGGCGACCGAGAGGCCGAAAGUACCGGCGACACGGAGGAGGUGACCAAGCGACGCUCGGCUUCGCGUCAUCGGCCGCAGAGCCACGCUCUUCUGGGUAGCUUCGAGGAGUCCGCGCUCAACGGACGACUGGAGCCGGUCUCGACCGUACACGGCUUCGCGGCCGAGAUCGGGGCCAGCGGCUCCUUUUGCCCCAAACACCGGAAGCUCCCGGUCACCGUUUUUUUCUACACCCUCGGGGACAACGACAAGGUCUCGUCGCCGUACCUCGCUCACAUCAAUCUGGGCAAGAAGCCGUAUCAGGUGCCGAGGAUGGGAACGAUUCAGGUGACCCUCUUAAAUCCCUUGGGCACCGUUGUGAAAAUGUUUGUGGUGCUUUACGAUCUGACCGACAUGCCGCCGAGAUCUCAUACCUUUUUGCGUCAGCGAACACUGCGCGACAAAACGCUACGUUACCUCAUUCACCUUAGAUUUAUGUCCGGCAAAACCGGGCGCAUAUAUUUGCACACGGACGUGCGAAUAAUCAUCUGCCGCAAGGCGGACGUGGACACAGCCUCCGACUUUGGUUCGGAGCCGCCAAAGGAGUUGCGCAGCUACACCCACGGGCCGACGAAUCCCAAGUUCUCGCCAAGGUGCUGAGCCACGUGGCUCUUCCCGUGGAGCUGCUGUCAACCGCCUCAGCCGCCUAGUCCUCAGCCCGUCUACGUGUGAAAAUUGCCCGAUCGUAUCGAUCGAAACAGUGAUAAAUGAUAUUAAGCCUCAGAGAGUCAAGUGCGUCCGUAUAUGGACGAUCGCAGGAAGAGGAUGCCGAGGGGCGUUUGCAUAGCGUUGCCGAUAGGGGAGCACGUUUGACGAAUCGUUUUUUUUUUUUUUAACCAUAUCGUCGUUGACGAGCAACGACAAAUUUGUACGCGCUUUUCUUCGUCUCGAAUGGGGCUUAACGAGAUGCUUUUCGUUGUCUAGUUUUUUAAAUCAACAAAAUUUUUAUGAUUAUUGAUAUUUUUUUUUUAAUUUUUCGUUGAUUCUUCAAACAUUUUAUUUCAACCUGUUGUGACUGUCGAUGCAGAACAAUUGAGAGCUGCGGUCGGAGGGGUGGCUGUUGAGGAUUCGCUACCUCGAAUCAAUCGAUUAAAUAAUUGUGAUGAAUUUGGUGUAUAUUUUUUUAGUAUGGAAAAAGAUUUGAAAGAUGAUGAAAUUAAGAAUAACAAAUUUUGCGCCAUGCAAUCCAAAAGCGUCGAAAAAAAAAAAAAAAAAAGGAAAAGAGGGGGAGAGAGAGAGAGAACUCCAGUUUUUGAGCUCUCGUUUGUGGUUUUAGAGUAGUGCAUAAAUGCUUUGAUCAUUCAAAAGUGUCUUGAUAUGUAGAACAAAAAAAAAUAAAGAAAAGAAAAAUGUGCUCGUGAUUUCGUCAGAUGCUUCGAAAGAAUCAGCAA